GUAAUUAGAACUAUGCGUUACCUCUUUUGAAUGUAGUGGAUUACCUUGUAUUACUGUCUACUGCGAUGGCAAAGUGCUGCAUUUCGGGAGAAAAGUUCGUCAACUUUGUAUUCAGCCCGUGUAUUGGCUUGCUUGUGAGCCCUGAUGUUGAUGAGCUGUGCCUCAGAGAUAACUUAACAUUUGAGGAGCUGUUGAAACCUUUCAGUCAGUUGUCCAGAGAUGUAACGUUUAGAGAUAGUGGAAACGUUGUUCACACCGUAAGAAAUCUACAACUUAAGUUCUUCGAUGCGACUGCUAGUCCAAUCCCUAGACGUCUUACACAAAAUUGGCUCCGAUAUUUCGUAAAUGUUUGUUCUGCAGAUUACACUAUACGCUCUAAAAGGAUUUAUGAUGGGAGUCGAUCGGUGAUAGUCCCAACAUCUCUUCCAUGGUUUGAAGCAUGGCGAUAUCUAUUCAUCACAAAUUUACGCUCACCAUUUGAGCAUGAGUUUAUCAAUCAUAAUUUAGCUUGUAUAUUUGUAUUAACAACUGGCCAUCCUGAUCCAAUUCGUGGUUUCACUGAAUUAACUCAGAGUCAAUCCAACCAACAGCAUCAUCAAAAUCCUAGAAGUGGUUAUCCAUUUUGGUUCAUCGAAAAUGUACUUAAAUUCUAUGUUUUACUACAUGAUGGCUCAUCAAAUAUUAGUCAGAGUUGUGUUGAUGAAGUAUUUAGUCAAGUUAAAACAACCUUUGGCGCAAGUAAUUGUCACCUGCUAACUAUCUUCACUACGUCAGAGAAUAACAAGCUGUCAUCAGGCGGUAAUAAUAAUAGUAGUAAUAACAAUACAACUCUAUCAAAUCAUUUAGUGAACAGCCGAAUCAAUGGGAUAUCAAACCAGAUAAACAACACCUUUCAACCAAGCAACGAACCACAAUCUGAUCCAUGGUUACAUCACUUACUACCGCACGGUUAUAGACUUCAACUGGAUCAGAAGUUAUUAUCAAGUAAUCAUGACGAAGAUGUAAUGAGGUUAGAGACGACAACACUAUCAUCUAAAAAUCAAUCGCUGAGUAAUAGCAUUGGUUUGAACAAUGAUCCUUUGAAAACUAUGAAUGAAACAGGAGAAGGGGGUGAAGUCGAAAGCACUCGAAUAUUUGGUAGAAGUAAAACCUCACUUUACGAUACAUCACAUUCACAGUCUGAAAAUGUUGCCUCUCAAUCAUGCACAUUUCUGCCUCCACGUUAUUUUCAACCACAUGGACAACACUUAACACAGGCUGAUCGAGAUCGGAUACGUAUGUUUGUUUAUGAUUUCAGUGUACGAGCUCUCCUCCCAUGGGUGGAAAAAACAAUGCGUAGUCUUAAUGAUCAGAUUGCACAUCGAAUGCGUCUUUCACGUUCAUUUUUCAGUGCAACAAAAAAGUUUUUCACUCAGGCAGUUGGUGGUACUGCUGUUGUAAAUAACACUCCUAGCAGCGGUAAUAACGCAUUUUCUACCAGUGGUACUUUGUCUUCUCUGACAACUUCAAAGAUUUAUUCCACUCUUUCACCAAUUGAUGUAUUAAGUCAGUCUAAAGAUCAAUUUAUUGCAAAUGGUCCUAAAACAGAUUUAUCUUCACCGACUGACAGUACUACUAUUACUGCUACUUCAGUACUGACUCAUCAAACUACAUCGCAUACAACAACACAGAUCAAUAAUAGUUCAAUGGUUGUUUAUAGUUCUGAUUCACCAGAAUCACAAAUGCGUCGUCUAGCUGAUCUCGCCUUCUUAUUUCAACAAUAUGAAGUUGCUUAUCAAACAUAUAAUGUGUUGAAACGUGAUUUCCAAAAUGAUUCAGCUUGGCUGCAUUACGCUGGAGCUCAGGAAAUGUCUGCCUUAGCUGUUUAUCUACAAGGCAGUACGAGCCAACGUCAAUACCCAUAUCAUCUUAUGGACUCCGCAGUAACCACUUAUCUCCAAGGUCACUUAUCUCCAGAGCUUGCUUUACGAUCAACUUUGUUGAACUUUGAAGCACUGUGCAGCAGAGGUCUGUACAAUGAAGCUGCAAUGGCAAUAGUUCGACUAACAUCAGACGUAAGUCAUCCAUUUCGACAGACGUACCUGUAUGUUUUAAUGUUUGCUGUUAAACAUUCCCCUUUUUCAAUAAAGGAUUUUGUGGUGGUUAACUGGUUCGAACUAAAUGCCAACAUGUUCGUCACGAGAUUUAAUGGUCUUAGGUAUCAUCCAUUGUGUGUGUGCACUGCUGUGGAUUCAAACUAAAAUGACAUAGGUGUUCACUGUUUCUAGAUUCCUAUCUGUUCUUUAUCCAGUACCAGUCUUUUUUAAUUCCCGCUUUAUUCACCAUAAGCGUAAACAAUUCCGAGUAAAGUAUGCAUAUUCUAGUGGAAGACGCUGCAGAUUUAGCACAAGUGUAAAAACUAAUGUGUUUUUGCACCACUUACAUCCAUUGUUGUUAAGUUAUCUCAUGUCACCUUGCCAAUCAUCGGUGAUAGUGGUGAUUUAUCCUAUUGAUAUGGACUCAAAUAUCUGUUUAUUGACAAAUCAGAGUACAAAGAAGGUUAGUUAACGUGUUGUGAGUCUAAAAGUGAUUAGUUUUGUCUGCAAGAUCGAACCCGAAGGGUAGAACAAAUGCCGGAAAACUGGAAACUCGAGGGGACAGGUAGUCAACAUAUACUGAUUAAGCCGUCGACUAUAGUAGAAACAACCCAACAACACAAAAUUAGUUGCAUACAGACUCUAUUC
Molecule: messenger RNA, 2723 nt
Organism: Heterobilharzia americana
Lineage: Eukaryota; Metazoa; Platyhelminthes; Trematoda; Strigeidida; Schistosomatidae
Source: the annotation of a GenBank genome assembly